GCCGGAAUUCUAGCAAGAAAGACUUCUGGGAAAUGUCGUUUGAUCUUUGGGUUAUAUUAGCAACUUAUCUGUGUCCUAUAUUUUUUAUCGGUUACAUAAAGCUGUGAUAAAUAAGUGAAAAAGCUUCGUAGGGCUAAGUGUUAGCAACAAAAUGUCGGAAUUCCCGGAUAACAAGGGCUCCCGGGAAUCCUGUGAGUUUUCAUUAACUAAGGCGGUGGAGGACGUCAGCCAGCACAGCUACACCCAGACCGAGACCCUGAGAGAGAAACAGAACACUCUGAAAACCCUGCAGGCGGCUCUGGCUGACAUUGAAAAGAAACGUCCACAUGCGGAGCAGCAGCUGAGGUCCAAGUUGAGAGAAAUCCACCUGCUGGAAGGAGAGAUGGAGCAUCUGGAGAGGCAGAGAGCGCUGCUGCAGGACCGCUGUGCCAGCAUCAACAAGGAGAACAUAAAGCUUCACAUGCUCUUGCAGGACGAGGAGGAGAACGCCCGAUUCACUCUGGAAAAAUUCAGUGCGUACAGGAGAAAGAUGAAAGGCCACAAGGACGCCGUCCUGCAGGCCGUGAGCCAGACGGAGGCCCACAGGGAGCUGACAGAGAACAGGAUGCUGGUCUUGAAGCUGAGGCGGGAGAAGGAACGGCUCAAGGAGGAUCUUCAAAACCCAAACGGGAUAACCCUGCAAACGGCUAAGGAGGAAACUGAUACCCUGAAGAGACAGAUCUCUGAGAGUCAGACAGCCAUCGCUGCUGGAAGAGAGCGACUGAAGAACGAGUUUGAGAUCCAUGCAAAGUUAAAGAGAGAUAUCGAGAUCCAAAACAGGCGCUAUGAAGCCAUCGUCAAGCGGCUGCGCUGCCAGCUCAGCAGAGCUCAGGCCGUACACAGGCAGACUUUGGAUGAAACUUUCCACCUGCAGUCUGAGCUCAAGCAGCAUUCUUCACAGGGUUAAAAAUAUUUAAAGUACAUUAUGUUUGUCUAACCUGGGUUAUUUGUUCUGCUGGAGAAUACAUUUAGGCUACAAAGAUACUUGCAACUUAUAGAACGGUUCGUUUUUGUUCCUUGUGUUGAACAGGUGGGGGCAGCACCCUCCAGUAAAUCUCUAGCUGUGACUGUCAUCUUCUGUGUUCAUGCAAACCGCUGAUGGCAAUUUAAGCUUUGCCGAAUCCAAACGCUAAUCCACCGAGAAAUGAUUAAAUAAAGACACAUUUAUCUGGUGCAAUUUGAUGAAGAAGUCAUUUCUGCAAAAGUAACAAAGCAGCAACACGUCUUGCACUUCACAAAUUAAAUGGCGUCACCAUGAACGGACAUUACGUUGACAUGUUGAAGCA
Messenger RNA from Poeciliopsis prolifica (blackstripe livebearer), 1325 nucleotides. RefSeq names its product coiled-coil domain-containing protein 122. The record is from RefSeq and is a predicted model, not a curated record. The coding region runs from base 152 to 946 and encodes 264 amino acids. The transcript has 6 exons. NCBI's taxonomy places the organism in Eukaryota, Metazoa, Chordata, Actinopteri, Cyprinodontiformes, Poeciliidae.